AUGGGAGCAGGCAAUGCCAGUGACUUGAGCAAAUUCUUCCUUGUGGGCCUCACCAAUGAGCUUCAGCUUCAGCCCAUCCUCUUUGCCUUCUUCUUCCUCAUCUAUGCAGUCACAGUAGUUGGAAGCCUGGGCCUCCUUGUUCUCAUUGUGGUGAGCUCCCGACUCCACACUCCCAUGUAUUUCUUCUUCAGCAACCUGUCCUUUAUUGAUUUCUGUUAUUCUUCCAUCACCGCCCCCAAAAUGUUUAUUCUUUUUUGGGAGCCCCCCAAAAUGUUGAUGAGGUUCUUCUCUGGUUGCCAAACCAUCUCCUUCUCUGGUUGUGUGGUCCAGACAAGCUGCUUUGUGAUCUUUGCUGUCACUGAGUUCUUUCUCUUGGCCUCCAUGGCCUAUGACCACUAUGUGGCCAUCUGCAGCCCUCUGCUCUACCGUAUCCUCAUGUCCACAAGGUUCUAUUUGCAGCUAGUGGCUGCCAGCUAUGCAGUGGGCCUAAUGAACACAGUGCUCCUCACUAGCACAAUCUUUCAUCUGACCUUCUGUAAGUCCCAUGUCAUCACUCAUUACUCCUGUGAUAUUUCUCCCCUUUUAAAACUCUCCUGCUCUGACACACAGGUCCUUCAGCUUCUCCUGUUUGUUUGUGGUGGUUUUAAUGUGUCUGUGUCCCUGACAGUAGUCCUGGUCUCCUACACAUGUGUCUUCAUGGCUAUUAUAAGAAUCCCCUCAGCCCAGGGCAAACACAAGACAUUCUCCACUUGUGCAUCCCACCUGACUGAUGUCAGUUUGUACUAUGGAACCAUGGUAUUCGUUUACUUGUGCCCAACUUCUGAGUACUUACUAGGCAGGGAAAGGCUGGUCUCUGUAUUUUACACAGUGGUCAUCCCCAUGCUCAACCCCAUGAUCUACAGUCUGAGGAACAAAGAUAUGAAGGAAACAGUUGGGAAUGUUCUCAAGAAGACCUCACAAUUCUUCCCCCUCCCCAUACCCAGAUUUCCAUGA
This is a messenger RNA of Balaenoptera ricei (Rice's whale), 993 nucleotides long. Its product is annotated as olfactory receptor 5G9-like. Gene Ontology annotation, cellular component: membrane. The transcript is spliced from 2 exons. The record is from RefSeq and is a predicted model, not a curated record. The coding region runs from base 1 to 993 and encodes 330 amino acids. Gene Ontology annotation, molecular function: odorant binding; olfactory receptor activity; G protein-coupled receptor activity. Gene Ontology annotation, biological process: sensory perception of smell; G protein-coupled receptor signaling pathway. Lineage: Eukaryota; Metazoa; Chordata; Mammalia; Artiodactyla; Balaenopteridae.